This is a messenger RNA of Phodopus roborovskii (desert hamster), 902 nucleotides long. RefSeq names its product dTTP/UTP pyrophosphatase-like. The transcript has 5 exons. Gene Ontology annotation, molecular function: nucleoside triphosphate diphosphatase activity. The record is from RefSeq and is a predicted model, not a curated record. Lineage: Eukaryota; Metazoa; Chordata; Mammalia; Rodentia; Cricetidae. Bases 1 to 846 code for a protein of 281 amino acids.
AUGACCAUCUUGAACCCCGCCGUCUUUUUGCGCACCCAGGGGCAGGAAAUAAGUCCCAUCAUCUCGGAGGAACCGGAAUUGGUUGUCUCAAGCCGGAAGUGGACAAUUUCUGGUCCCUCCCAGAACGGAAGAGUCCCUGGAGAAGGCGAGAUUUCCGGCUACGCCCGAAUAUGCCCGGGAGACAGCAAAGCUGAAGGCUCUGGAGGUGGCGUCGCGGCUGAGGCUGCACAGGGUGAGGACAGCCCCAUCCCUUCUGGUCAGGUGGUAGGCCGCACCCCUUCCUUUCGAGGCCCCGCCCACAAGCCUCACCCCCCGCCCUCUGCUCUGCAGGACCUGCACCCUCCUGAUGUCAUUAUUGGAGCUGACACCAUUGUGGCCUUGGAUGGCUUCAUCCUGGAGAAGCCAAAGGACAAGGAUGAUGCCUACAGGAUGCUGCGCAGGCUGAGUGGCCAGCAGCACAGUGUCAUCACCGGUGUGGCCAUCUUGAGGCCACUGUGGCAGAGGCAGCUUCAGGAGCCGAGCUCCACAUGCCCAGAGGCCCCAGAGGUGGAAGGGGACCCAGAAGCAGAAGUGGAAUUGUCACUGUUCCAUGAAGAGACCCGUGUGACAUUCUCGCGGCUAUCGGAGCCACGGCUCUGCGAAUACGUGGAGAGCGGGGAGCCUCUGGACAAGGCUGGCACCUACGGGCUUCAGGCGCGAGGCGGUGCCCUAGCAGAGCGCGUGGAAGGGGAUUUCUUCAAUGCCGUGGGGUUUCCACUCAACCGCUGCAUGCGUGAGCUGGCUGCCAUCUUCCCGGAUGUGGGACCACACGUCCCUGUCAGCCAGCAUCCGGCCACACCCCAAUAAUGAGGAUUGUAGAUGGAGAAUGAGUAUGUGAGUAUUGCGGUAAAUAAGGAUCAGGA